AUGUGCUCUCUCAGCGCAGCCAAUGGCAAGUUCUGUCUUGACUUUUUCAGAGAGCUGAGCAAAAGAAAAAGAAAUGAGAACAUCUUCUUCUCCCCGCUAAGUCUCUCAGCUGCCUUUGGGAUGGUUGUCCUUGGAGCCAGGGGUAACACACUGAAACAGAUUGAGAAGAGGGAGGCUGCACUUCACCCUCAGGUCCAGCUUUGCACAGGGAAGCUCAAGCCUACUAAGAAACUUCUGGUUUCCUGUUUGAAGUGUGAAGAAGCUGGAGGAGUCCAUUCCCAGUUCCAGGCUCUGUUAGCUGCAGUCAGUGAACCCAGACCAGGCUGCUCUCUGACCAUUGCCAACAGGCUUUUUGGAGAAAUUACGUAUCCAUUCUUCCAGCAAUACCUGGAUUCCACAAAGAAAUUCUAUCGAGCAGAACUCGAAGCAGUCAAUUUUAAAUACACUGAAGAAGAAGCCAGGGAGAAGAUUAACUUCUGGGUGGAAAGUGAGACAAAAGGUAAAAUCAAAGACCUAUUUGCUGCUGGGUUUAUUGAUCCCUCCACUGUACUUGUCCUGGUCAAUGCUAUAUAUUUUAAAGGACAGUGGGCAGUAGAAUUUAAGAAAGAAGACACUAAGGAAACAUAUUUCCGACUGAACAAGAAUGAGAAAAGGACAGUGCAGAUGAUGUUUCAAGAAGGUUAUUUUAACAUGGCCUUCAUAGAUGAAAUGAAAAUGAAAGUGAUAGAGCUCCCGUACUUUGACAAUGAACUGAGCAUGUUCAUUCUUCUUCCUGAAGUUGCCUGUGAGGACUUUACUGGCCUAGAACAGCUUGAAUGCACACUCACGUAUGAAAAACUAGCAGGAUGGACCAGCUCAGCUAGGAUGCAGCAGCUGAGAGUGAAGGUGUACCUGCCCCAGUUCAAGAUGGAGGAAAGUUACGUUCUCAACAAAACUCUCCAGGAGAUGGGAGUGAUGCAUGUUUUUGACUGGGGAAAAGCUGAUUUGUCAGGAAUCUCUAGGAAAGAUGGUUUAGUUGUGUCCAAGGCCAUCCAGAAGUCAUUCGUGGAGGUCAACGAGGAGGGCACUGAAGCAGCUGAUGCCAUGAGACUUGUUGCAGUACCUCUGUGUUGCCCAGUUUCUUAUGAAUUCAGAGCUGACCAUCCAUUCAUCUUCUUCAUCAGACACAACCCAACCAACACCAUUCUCUUCUUUGGGAGAUAUUCCUCCCCUUAAGUGGAGGUUAUAUUGGAAGUUAGAUCUUUCUCCCCACUAACAUCCACAUUGGGAAACACUGAGGACAAAAGAUGGGCACAUUUUUGUUGGGCUUUAUCCUAAUGUGUUAAUUUGCUGUAAAAAAGACUGUCUGAUAAGAGCCAAAUUAGAGGUAAAAACCUAAAACACAUUAACACUUCCCUUUCUAACAUCAACUUCAGGCAUGUUUUACCUCUAGGAGGCCUCACCAAGAUGACAUCUACCUUAAAAAGAGCUGUAGGCCUCUAGAGACUUAUGCACAGAAAAUCUUAUUUUGAUCCUUUCCUAAUGUAGCAUGUCUCCAAUAAACCCAUGAUUUUAAUGCCCUAACAGGAGUGAGAGAUUCUCCCACAUGAAGGAGACAGGAGGAUAGGGAUCUGCAUUAAAAUUAUAAACUUGGGUAGUCAGUCUCUUUUAGCUUUGCCUACCCAACGUUUGUACAGAUCUUAAGGAAACGCGACUUUCUAUGGGAGGACCAAAGUAUUCCCAUGGGACCUCCCCUUUAAACAUUGAACAGGGGUAAUGGUUCAGGCUGGAAUGAGGCUCUUGAUAUUUGUUUUCAGAGAGCAGAGAAAGCAGAAGUCUUUUCUGGUGUAAUCUUGUUUGUUCUCAAGCAGGGGGGACCCAUUCCUUAUUUUUUCCUGUGAGAAACCCUGUAUGUGCUAGAAAGUUCUCCAACUUCUUCAUAAACUUCUAUGUAACAAAACCAGGGUUUCAGAAUAAUGGAAGGCCUCUUCUGACAAGGCCUGCUCUGUGAUGGCUGUGAAUUGGACACUUAAUUCCCACAUAAAACUUUAAGCUGUGAUCAGCCAUUCUUGCUUUUAAAAAAGACCAGCUCUCUUUCUUUGCACUUCUGAUACCAUGAGUUUCUUGUUCUGUCUGUUUUAUUCCUCAUCAGCAUGAAAAGCUAAUAAAAACAUUUAUAGUGAUGGCAUUUAGAUGGGUAGCCUGUAUUUGUUCCAUUUAUCAUGAUAACCACUGCAAACUAAAUAUUAACUGUAGUAGUCUGCAGAAUUAAGUGGAUAGAGGAACAGUCUAAUAUAGCAGGUAGAAAUAAUGGUAAUGCUUUCAAAACUAAGUGACACUGAAGUCUACCUCCCAUUUUUAAAUAUUCAUUGUGCUAAGUUUAGGCACUAGACAACUUGACAUUAGGACAGGCAAACCCUGAGCCUCACCUACUGCUUCUCCCUUGCAUUUGACUUUACCAGGGAAUUAAAAGUGCAGUUUUAGGACAUGGCUGUGUCAGUUUAAUGACAUUGAGGAGGACGAUGCUGCUGCGCCCCUUGUCUCCUUCCUUCCAUGUGUUCUUGCUCCCUCCCUUACACCACCACUAUUACUUGCCUGACUAGGGGACGAACAGUUCUCUGGGACCUAGAUCAAGAAGAAAAUUUUUAGUAACGUUAACUU
Phalacrocorax carbo (great cormorant) is the source of this 2640-nucleotide messenger RNA. Lineage: Eukaryota; Metazoa; Chordata; Aves; Suliformes; Phalacrocoracidae. The record is from RefSeq and is a predicted model, not a curated record.